Molecule: messenger RNA, 495 nt
Organism: Cordyceps militaris CM01
Lineage: Eukaryota; Fungi; Ascomycota; Sordariomycetes; Hypocreales; Cordycipitaceae
Product: histone H4.1
Exons: 3
Coding region: 1-495 (164 amino acids)
Biological process (GO): nucleosome assembly
Cellular component (GO): nucleosome
Molecular function (GO): structural constituent of chromatin; DNA binding; protein heterodimerization activity
Source: RefSeq, a predicted model, not a curated record
AUGUUCAUUGGUACUGCUCAUCAUCCAAAAUCUUCAAUGUGCACUUUAUCCAACGCAAUUGCAUAUCUUUAUUUUAACGACGUUUACCACGUAAUCUAUGAAAUCAUAUCGAUCCAGCCGUUGUUGCCACACAAGGCUGAUGCUGGCCUCUGGCUGCAGGAAGUGAGUAACCAAGCUAACAAGGAGACGCAAGGCGGCAAGGGUGGAAAGGGUCUCGGCAAGGGUGGCGCCAAGCGUCAUCGCAAGAUUCUCCGUGACAACAUCCAGGGUAUCACCAAGCCCGCCAUCAGACGUCUCGCCCGCCGUGGCGGUGUCAAGCGUAUUUCCGCCAUGAUCUACGAGGAGACACGCAACGUUCUCAAGACCUUCCUAGAGGGUGUCAUCCGUGACGCCGUCACAUACACUGAGCACGCCAAGCGCAAGACCGUCACAUCACUCGACGUUGUCUACGCCCUCAAGCGCCAAGGCCGCACCCUCUACGGCUUCGGUGGCUAG